AUGAUCAGUUUCUUUUGGGGACCCAAGAUUGCCAAAGGCAUUGUGCAGAAAAUAGAGCGGUUUAAAAAUUUCGUAUACACGUACCGAAUCUUCAAAGAGAGACAUGGGUUUUACAAUAUACAGACCGUAGAAGGUGCUCCCAAACAGAUCUUCUCAAACCUAAAGGAAUUGAUCUCCACAUUUGAGAAACCAAAUCAAGGGCUGGUGGUCCACCUUGGACAUCCGAUAAAGCAAGCCAGCUUCUGCCCGAGAUGGAGACGAUCACAGAUAAAGCUGGAUGGUAUUUACGAGAACAGUAACAGUGACUAUGUGGAGGUCUUGCCUUGAAGACAAGGAGACUGAACAAAGCAAUUAGAGAAGAGAUGGGGUGACAGCUCUCACUGGCAACCCUGCUUCUCCUGCAGGUGUGGUUCUGGAAGACUGAGCUCUAGGGGACAAUUCAGACUCUCCUGGUCUGGGUGACUGAAGACAUUCUGUCCACCAACCUCAGAGAAAUUAUUCCCCACAUCCCUGCCUCCCGUGCAUACACCAUGAGCAGCUUUGAAACUCCUUUCCCCCCUCUCACUCUUCUUGCCUGGAAUAGGACAGGCUGAACCUAUUCUCCAUGGUUGAUGCCCUCCUGCAGACCAGCGAUCUGAGGCACAGCUUCAUACAGAAGAGUGCGCACUUGGCCAUGAGUUAGGAGCCUGAGUUCCAGUCCUGUGGCUAUGAGACUUUGAAGAAACCUCUUGCCCUGUCUGGGGGUCUCCACUUCUUCAUCUAGAAAACAAACACAUGUUCCUGCCUCUCUGCUGAGCCCGAAUGGAGGAGUCCUGGGGUCAUGGAGAUGUACACGAGGGUGGCAAGAGAUCUGAGUCCUAGCCUCCCAAACAGCCAACAUGGUCUCUGCACCUGCCUGUCCCAGUCUUGGUCAUGGCAGGGGCCCUGACCUCCCACCUGUCCUUCUCCCCCGCAUUCUAGCUCUUCUCCUUCUUAUUAAUCUUGAUUUUCCUGCCAGACACAUCCACGGAAACACUUUCUCACUGGUUUUGCCCAAUUUCACGUAUGCACCAACCACUUUAGCAGCAUGGAUGUAGUUCUGUACUGCAGUGAUAUCUGUGGGCAUCUUAAAGAUAUUCUCCUUUGUGUGGUUCCUUUUCCCAUCUAGAUAUUAAGUGCCACCAAAGCAUGGUUGGGUCUCCCUCAUAUCCCCCAGUGUGGAAAAGUGUGCUGCAUAGAGCUGUGCCCAUUCACAGGAUUUUGACUGGAAACACAUUGCUGAAGGAUUUGUUGAAUUUGUUCAAAGUCCUUUGCAUUUUUCUGCUAGUUAAAAAUUUUAAUUAAGACCUGAUUAGUGUGGAAUGUACCAAAUUCCAUGCCCAUUCUUUUACCUAUCUUCAAACCAUAGUGAUUCAUUUUACCCUACUGGACUUAUCUUCCAAAGUUAUUAAAGAGAAGAACUCUAGAUUUCCAGACAACAUGAACAGACGUUGUGGUUGGAGUCCCAAAGUGUGAGCCAUUUUGAGUUCUUGGGUCACAGAAAUCCAUAGCUACUACCAAGUAGGUAAGAAGUGAAAUGCAGCCACCAUAUUCAGGGAGCUGAGGGAGCUAAAUCCUUCUGGUUGGUUCGCCAUCUUUUCACAAUUCCAGUGGGAAUCUCUCCCCCUCUCUUUCUUUUGGACUUAAGUAUGGAGAGUUGAGAAGUUAAUCACAUUCCUCAGUUCUUAACUCAUUAUCACCAUCAAUCCAUGCAAGACCUUUCUUUGGUUUUAUUUCAUCUUUAUUCCCCUUGUCACUAAUUCUCAUUCCAAUGUUCACACCCUCCCCCAUAGGAAGCAGCUCAAUAGUAUUUGAUAUAUGCCCUUGACAUGUAUGCACCCUUGUAGAAUGUAUAGCAUUGGUUGUGAAUAUAUAUCUUUUAUAUUUACAUACACAAUAUUCUAUUCUUCCAAUUAUGUUAUUACUUUUUUCACUCAAUACCCAGUUUCUUGUAAUGUAAUUCAGUAUCUUAAUGAUGCACAGUAUUUAGUAGUGUCCUUCCACCACAGUUUGCUUAUCCUUUCCUAAAGAGAUAGUCAUCUAGGUUGGUUCCAGAAACAACACUAUGAAGAGCAAAUUUGAAUGAGUCUCCCUAUGGAAAUGUAAGAGAAUUUCUCUGAGCCAUAGGGUCAUAAAGUAUGUUCAUGUUUAAUGAUGACGUAGUCAAACCCAUCAAGUGCUUUUUGACUCUUGUUUAAUAAGCCCUUCCCCACUCCAAGAUCAUGAAAAAAAGUCUCCUACAUUUUGUUUUCCUGGGUUUUAUACAUUUACUCCCUGCAGUUAAGGUUCCAGUGACGGCAAGGACUUUUGCAUUUUUCACAGACACAUUCCCAGUAUCUAGAAAAGCCCUUCACACAUAGUUGGUGUUCAAUAAAUAUUUCUUGAAUGAAGGAUGAAUCCAGGGUUAACCUUUGUAUAUGGUAAGAAGUAUUUCCAACUUUGUAUUUCUCCAUAUAUAUUAAAGUCGUUUUCCCACUUCA
This is a messenger RNA of Leptonychotes weddellii (Weddell seal), 2498 nucleotides long. The record is from RefSeq and is a predicted model, not a curated record. Lineage: Eukaryota; Metazoa; Chordata; Mammalia; Carnivora; Phocidae.